AUGAAACUAUACGGUUCCCACCUCAAGUGGUUCUUCCACGAACACCUUAUUCAAUGGAAAGUUCCAAGAGAAUGGCACAAUAAGGACAUUGGAAGUGACAUGUCCGGCGGCACCAUUUUGCGAAAACAUAGACUGCACUAUAUGCGCUGCGGUACUAUUCAAUCCAGAAUGCUGGCCUGUAGGGGCACUCAUCGUCAGCGCAAUUUUGCUUUAUCUCUUACUGAUGGGAUGCUAUGUUUUCUUCUAUGUACCGCUGGUACUCGGGAGACCUUUACGCGUUUUAACGAGUCUGAUGUGCACGGGGGCCCGCUUCUUGUUACGUGUUCUUUUCACGAAAUCUUUGAGAAGAGGACGACAGAAAGGGAUGGACUUGGCACAACUACUCGCGAUUUUCCACGUUGCCAAGAACUGAACGUGUUCACGCACCGUAUGACUAAGUGUUCGACUGAAAAGAACAUCUGUAAAGUUCGUGUGUCGGAAGUAUUAAAAGUCAAUUCCUUCAAAAGGGAGGCAUGCUUGAAAUUACGAGGCAAUUCUACCACACUGCGUGAAGUUCGAGUUACAUGGGAUUCGCUCCUUCUGGUAUGUGAACCGCAGAGCAUGCUUUUCACCCGAGAUACAACGUACCAUGCCUCUUGUGUCAACGAGAAAUGCACGCCAAUCAAUAGGUCAUCGGUCGUGCCCGAACUGAGCGAAGGAAAUCAAUAUCCUGGCGUAACCUCAUGUGUAGAGUCUUGCGGAGGGCUAGGUUGUGAUUGCUUUUGGUGGGGUUCAGGAUGUCUAUUUUAUCGCGUCUACCUUAAGCCCAGAGCACAACAAGUAUACGAGGUCUUCAGGUGCACAAGGUGGACCGAAGCAGUGAAAGUCAAGUUGAAACAUUCGAACGCGUUGAAUGGGAAAACCACAUCCUAUGUAGCCCUGCUGAACCCAAAUAUUCCGCUUAAGUGGUUAUCAUACUCCUUUACACUAAGUUCGGUAGCAGUACCACCUCUUCCAUCCUUAAACGUUCCCUUUAUAACGGAUGGACGCAACACUGCUCUGUGGGAUUCACAUCUGGUGCCUCCACUUCAGUGCUCUACCGCGGAUGCAGCCGACAAACUCCAAUGUGAAGUAAUGGAAAAUUGCGUGUGCAAUCCAGCAGAAACAAAAGCGAAUUGCAACUGCAGGGAAAUUAAUAUCUCCGCUUGGUUCCAGAACUUACAAAAUAGGCUGCCUGUAAGAACACCUUCUCUUACUUUCUUCAGAGAUAGAGAAGGAAGGGUAGUAGCUCGCGUACCGUCAAUGACCACAUCUGAAAUCAUACUGUCGCUUGACGAAGAUCUAGAGACUGAGCUCUUGGUUGAGGAAUCGAUAUGUCGAGUAGAUGACGCGUUUUUGAUUGGGGUUACAAAUGCUCAAAAGGAGCAAUAG
This is a messenger RNA of Cooperia oncophora, 1410 nucleotides long. NCBI's taxonomy places the organism in Eukaryota, Metazoa, Nematoda, Chromadorea, Rhabditida, Trichostrongylidae. The record is from the annotation of a GenBank genome assembly.